AUGAACGAGACGAGCGGCCGGAGACGUAACAUUCUGGGGUAUGGCGCGCCCCCACACUCAAUUAACACGCAACUUGAGACGAGCCUGUCAGCCGUAACCAUCCACCCAGCCAGCAGCAAGGGCAGCGAGAGCGACCGCGAUGGCAACACAGAACUCGACUCACCACUGAGCACCGAAGGCGCGCUCCUGUUCACUGCGCGGCCUGGAGGGCUGGCGCGGCGUGUGUCCAGCGACAACGACACCGAGACGUUGGCGUGUAGUAGCGAUUUUGGCAGCACAACACCGACAUACUUUGAGGGCGGUAGCGUGGUUCUGCGGCCGACACCACGACACAAGAUUGCCAGGGCCGUUGGCGAGGAGGAAGUGCCAUAUCUGACCAGCCUUCUGUUGAGAGCCGUCCGAGUUGUCCCGUUUGCCCAGUACGUGCUGCACCCGCGCGUCGUUUGUGUGCUAGGGUGCAUCGCAUUUGUCGGCCUGGGUGUGGGGUACACCGUGCUGUCAAAGCUCUUGGACGACGACUUGGGCCUGCACUUCCCGUAUGCAAUGCAGCUGCUGGUGCAGGUGAUGGCAGCUGUGAUGCUUGAGGCAUUCUCGCACCAGUAUGGCAUGUUCUCGCGCACAGGCCGGAUUCGAACUGCACGUUUGUUGCCGCUUACAGCCCUGUACGGCGUUAGCGUGGUAUUGAGCCAUUGUGCACGGCAGGUCAAUUCUGUGCAUGGCACAUAUCAGAUCACCCAGGCGCUCCUGCCCGCUGUGGUCAUGGUGAUGAUGGGGUCAACCGCCACAGUAUAUGCUGCUGGCAGGAGACAUCAGCGGGCGGGCAAGAACUGCCGCACCUCGCUGCUUGUGUUCCUGAAGCGCAUGGCCAGCCGGUUUGUUGACCAGGGCCGCGACGCCCUGGGACAUUCGAGCAGCUCGGUGAUAGACCUGCCGCUGUUUGCAUCCAGUAACUUGGCCGAUGACUUUGACUCAUCGGUGGCUAGUGCACGCGACAGCAAGCCGCAGCGUGUGGCGCGAUGGCUGACACUUCCGGUUGCUGCCGCUAUGGCUUUGGCGCUAUGGGCGCCAGCGUUCCACAUGGUGGCUAUGCCUGAGCCCGAGACUGGCCUGAGCACCAGCUUGGGGUUGGCGCGCAGUAUGCUGAACAUCCUGCUGUCGCUGGCCAGCCUUCUGGUCAACGCCAGCCUUUUGGUGGGAAUCAGCGAUCAUCUUCAGCAGCAUCCAGGGCUGUCGGCUGCAGCGUUCCUCAGACAUUUUACGCCGCUGUGCACUUUGGUCCUGCUGGUCCUGUGGCCGGUGCUGGAGGCGCCUGUGAACACGCUCGAGGCCGUGUGGCUAGGCCCGACGCCUGCCUUGCGUGUAGUGCUGUCGUGCGUGGGUGUAGCCACCCUGGGCGCCUUGUCAUAUCUGGCCAAGAUUGCGCUGCUCAGAUCUGCAGUCAGCGACGGACCGGUGGGCGUGGCCAUGGCGGGCCAGAUCCAUACCAUCAUCUGCCUGGGCAUUGGCUGGUGGAGCUACGGGUACGCACACUGGGGCCUGCAGGUGCUUGGAUUCUAUACUGCCAUAGUGUGCUUGGCAGUGUGGGCCGCGAGCCGGAUUACAGCCAAUGUUGGCAAUCUGGUGCCAGUCCUAUCAUCGCACUCGUUCAAGACCACGCGCUCGCGCAAGUACAGCUCAGCCAUUUUCUAG
Messenger RNA from Linderina pennispora, 1689 nucleotides. RefSeq lists its product as uncharacterized. NCBI's taxonomy places the organism in Eukaryota, Fungi, Kickxellomycota, Kickxellomycetes, Kickxellales, Kickxellaceae. The coding region runs from base 1 to 1689 and encodes 562 amino acids. The record is from RefSeq and is a predicted model, not a curated record. The transcript has a single exon.